AUGCUGUACAUGGGGAUCGGGGUGGUUGACGGGGGUGGCAGUUCUAGUUCUUCUACUCCCCUUCUUCUACUACAGCAAUACGCACGCCUGCGCGUUGCACAUCCGUCGUGGCAACUCACUGUCCAGCGACAGGUCGCCAAGAUUGUUCCUGCCACUGCUAUCCCUGAUGGUUGGAUGGGUCUCGAUGUUGGCCCAGAUUGCAUCAAGACUUUCGCCGAAGCCUUGGACACCGCCAAGACUGUUAUCUGGAACGGUCCUAUGGGAGUCUUCGAGUUUGAGAAGUUUUCCGCAGGCACUGAUGCAAUCGCGAAGCAGUUGGCUGAGCUUACUGGGAAGGGUGUGACGACCAUCAUCGGUGGAGGUGACUCUGUUGCUGCUGUUGAGAAGGCUGGGCUGGCCGACAAUAUGAGCCACAUUUAG
Triticum turgidum subsp. durum (durum wheat) is the source of this 420-nucleotide messenger RNA. The record is from the annotation of a GenBank genome assembly. NCBI's taxonomy places the organism in Eukaryota, Viridiplantae, Streptophyta, Magnoliopsida, Poales, Poaceae.